UCCUCCGUCAAUCCUCUUAUUUCUCUCACUUUGUUACUCUCUUUCAAAAACCCUCUCGAUAAUUGAUUCCGGCGAUGACGGUGGAGGUUGUUCCGCACCAGAAUGGUGUCGUUCUGGCUAACGGAGAUCUGAGCAACGGCAACUCUAACCCCGGCGUUGCCGCCAAGAAGUCUCGAGAGAGCGAACGGCGUCGUCGGAGGCGCAAGCAGAAGAAGAUUAAUAAGGCGUCCCAGGCGCAAGCGGAGUUGGCGAACGGAACUGAUGGCGGCGACAGUGAUGCUGGCGACGAUGAUGCUAAGGAGAACGCUAAUCCUCAGCAGGUUAUGGAGCCAGUUGUGGUUGAGUAUGUUCCAGAAAAGGCAGAGUUAGAUGAUGGUAUGGAUGAGGAAUUCAGAAAAGUCUUUGAGAAAUUCAGCUUCCAGGAAUCUGUUCCUGAGGAUGAGGAGAAAAAGGAGGAGUCUGCUCUGGAUGCAGAGCCAAAGAAGAAGGCUGAUUCUGAUUCAGAGGAGGAAGAACAGGACAACCAACAGAAAGAGAAAGGUGGCGUGUCAAAUAAGAAGAAAAAGCUCCAACGGCGAAUGAAGAUUGCUGAACUAAAGCAGAUAUGCUCAAGACCUGAUGUUGUUGAGGUAUGGGAUGCAACUGCAGCAGAUCCUAAGUUGCUGGUUUUUCUCAAGGCAUAUCGAAACACUGUUCCAGUGCCAAGGCAUUGGUGUCAGAAGAGAAAAUACCUGCAGGGGAAGCGUGGUAUUGAGAAGCAACCCUUUCAGCUUCCUGAUUUCAUUGCUGCAACAGGAAUUGAGAAAAUCAGACAGGCUUAUAUUGAGAAAGAAGACAGUAAGAAGUUAAAACAGAAGCAACGUGAGCGUAUGCAGCCAAAGAUGGGGAAAAUGGAUAUUGAUUAUCAGGUUCUCCAUGAUGCAUUUUUUAAAUACCAAACAAAGCCAAAGCUGACAACUCAUGGAGAUCUCUAUCAUGAAGGGAAAGAAUUUGAGGUGAAAUUGAGGGAGAUGAAACCAGGAACUCUAUCACAUGAACUGAAAGAAGCACUUGGUAUGCCUGAAGGUGCUCCACCUCCUUGGCUUAUCAAUAUGCAGAGGUAUGGUCCUCCACCAUCAUACCCUCAUCUGAAAAUACCUGGACUAAAUGCUCCCAUCCCUCCUGGAGCUUCCUUCGGUUAUCAUCCUGGUGGCUGGGGCAAGCCUCCUGUAGAUGAGACUGGGCGUCCUUUGUAUGGAGAUGUUUUUGGUGUUCAUCAGCAAGAACAACCCAACUAUGAGGAAGAGCCUGUUGAUAAGAGCAAGCACUGGGGUGAUUUGGAGGAAGAAGAAGAGGAAGAAGAGGAGGAAGAGGAAGAGCAGAUUGAGGAAGAGGAGCUAGAGGAUGGUAUUCAAUCAGUGGAUAGCCUUUCAAGCACUCCUACUGGUGUUGAGACACCUGAUGUCAUUGACCUUCGUAAACAGCAAAGGAAGGAGCCUGAGAGGCCUCUUUACCAAGUACUUGAAGAAAAAGAGGAAAGGAUUGCCCCUGGUACUUUGCUUGGGACAACACACACGUACGUGGUCAACACUGGCACCCAAGAUAAAAAUGCAGCCAAAAGGGUUGAUCUUCUUAAAGGUCAAAAAUCAGAUAGAGUGGAAGUCAGUCUACAACCAGAGGAAUUGGAAGUCAUGGACAAUGUUUUGCCUGCAAAGUAUGAGGAAGCUAGGGAAGAGGAGAAACUGCGCAGCCAGCGUGAGGACUUCAGUGAUAUGGUUGCUGAGAAUGAGAAGAAGAGGAAGCGUAAGAUGCAAGAGAAGGAAGGGAAAUCAAAGAAGAAGGAUUUCAAAUUUUAGGAAAACAAAUAUUAUUGUUUCUUCGAUUAGAGUACUGAGAUGCAAUGUAGUGUUUGCUGUAAUGAUAUAUAUACGUGAAAUACUCAAUCACUGACUCUCUUUAAUCUUACUGUUGUCUGUAAUGCGGAUGAAAAAACUGAGGCCGCGACCAUUUUUGUGUUGUCUUUGAAUCUAUGUGAAUGGAUUUGAGUCAUUUCUCGCUCAUAUUAUAAUUCAGGGAGGGAUGGUGAAGGAUGCCAUUAUUGACACCAACCUCUCUAGUACCAUAUACUAAGAUCAAAGUAAUUUUUUUAAAAUUAUUCUUUAUAUUUUCCAUUAUUAUUCCGUUUUUGCCAAUAUAUAUACUUCCAUACUUUCAUAUAGAUUGGUCCAUAGAGUUAGAUUAUAUAUUUAAGAUAGAGGGAACUCAAAAGCAUGCUCUUUUCUCAUCACCUUCGUACCCAUUUCCUUGAAUUUAACAAAUUUCAUUACCCCAUUAUCUCAAUUUGGAUCAAUCUCAUCUUCCAGCAAUUCUUCCAAUUGAUCUCUCAUCUUGUACCUCGAUCUCGAUCUAAAGGAUAGAAUUCAGAAAGUUAGCUGUUUAACAUUUGCAGAGAAUAUACUUAACUCAGGAAU
This is a messenger RNA of Rubroshorea leprosula, 2450 nucleotides long. NCBI's taxonomy places the organism in Eukaryota, Viridiplantae, Streptophyta, Magnoliopsida, Malvales, Dipterocarpaceae. The record is from the annotation of a GenBank genome assembly.